Molecule: messenger RNA, 1217 nt
Organism: Bacillus rossius redtenbacheri
Lineage: Eukaryota; Metazoa; Arthropoda; Insecta; Phasmatodea; Bacillidae
Exons: 4
Coding region: 123-512 (129 amino acids)
Biological process (GO): pyruvate import into mitochondria
Cellular component (GO): mitochondrial inner membrane
Molecular function (GO): pyruvate transmembrane transporter activity
Source: RefSeq, a predicted model, not a curated record
AUUUGUUGAUCGAACGUAUGUAAUCGAAAAAUAAAAAAAGUAAUAGUAGCGAAUUUUGUUGGAAAGUAUUUAUAAAUAAAUAAAAUAUAAUAUAAUAUAAACAGAACUAGUCAGAACUAGUUAUGUCAUUAUUGUAUAGAAGCACCGUUGCUUUCGCAGAUAAAUUUGUACCACCGAAACUGCAGCCCUUAUGGAAUCACCCAGCAGGUCCUAAAACAAUUUUCUUUUGGGCACCACUGUUUAAAUGGAGCUUGGUGAUGGCGGGCCUCAGCGACCUGGCGCGGCCGGCGGAGAAGCUCAGCGUGCCGCAGUCUGCCGCCCUGAGUGCCACGGGCGUCGUGUGGGCGCGCUACUCCAUGGUCAUCAUCCCCAAGAACUGGAGCCUGUUCAGCGUCAACUUGUUUGUGGCGCUCACGGGCUUAUACUCCCUGUCGCGAGCCGUCAACUAUCAAUACUUUGUUAAAGAUAAACUGCCAGCUCACGAAAAUUUGGCAGUUACUAAAUCAAGCUAAUAAAAGUACGUCAUCUGAAGAAUAAAAUAAAUUGUGAAAAUACUUUUUUUUUUGUUGUUUCCAAGGUUCCCAAUAAAUUUUUGAAAGAUAUUGAAUUAUAUUUCUUAGUUGUAACUUAAAGAUUCCAGAAUUUUAAACUGCAAGUGAAUAAAAGCUAAAAUUAAAAAAAAAAAAUAUGAAUCAGAAAAUCAUUUUAUUUAGUUAAAAUUUCAGUAGUUUUGAACCAAAACUCUUUAAUGUAUUUUUUUAAUUUUUUUCUUUAGUUUUAUUUUUAAAUUUGAUAAAUAUAAUAAAAUAAUUUUAAGUUUUCUGUUGAAUUUGACUUAUAAUAGCCAUAUAGAAUGUAACUUACUGUUAUGCUUUUACUGAAAUGGUUGUUACAGUCAUGUAGGCUAUGUUAUUUAUUAUAUUGAAUUUUUAUGAGAUUACUUGCACUUGAAUCUGAACUGUUUGUAGUAAUGAUGGGUUAGUUACCAUGUAUCUUUAAGAGUGAUCUUUUUUCAAGCACAUAUUUGUUUGAACAACCUGAGAUUAUUUACUUUGUUGGGCCUGUUGAUCAGGUUCUAGGAUGUAAUCAGUUGUGAUAUAUGUACAUGUUAUAAGGUUAUAACUGUGUUAUACUACAGUCAAAAUAUUUAUUGAAGUUAAAUAGACUUGACUUUGUUGGCUAAUGUAUUGUUGAAAAUAAAUGGGUUUUGAAAACUA